UCUGACUCCAUUGAGUAUUAUCAUCUUAGCUUCCCAAUUCUCAACGUUUCUCUCAUCUCUCUCGUUCUUUCCCAAAUUUUGUUCCUUUCUUAUUCUUCACAAGAUAUUCUGGUAACAAGUUUAUAAUAAAGAAAGGGGCUUUUUUCUUUUGUAAUUUUUUUAUUACCCUCGUUUUCGAUCAGAAACUGUAAUUUGUUUCAUUUUCUGUGGUUGAUCGGAACUCAGAAGUGCUACAGAAACAGUCAAAGCUAAUCCUCCAUGGCCAAAAGCUCCUUCAAGCUCGAACACCCACUCGAGAGGAGGCAGGCAGAAGCUGCUCGGAUCAGGGAGAAGUAUCCUGACAGAAUUCCGGUAAUUGUGGAGAAGGCUGAAAGAAGUGACAUACCAGACAUUGACAAGAAAAAGUAUCUGGUUCCUGCUGAUUUGACGGUUGGGCAGUUUGUUUAUGUAGUCCGGAAGAGGAUUAAGCUCAGUGCGGAGAAGGCCAUAUUUAUAUUUGUGAAGAACAUUUUGCCACCCACUGCUGCUAUGAUGUCGGCUAUCUACGAGGAAAACAAAGAUGAAGAUGGUUUCCUCUACAUGACCUACAGCAGUGAAAACACAUUCGGUUAAUUCUGAUGAAAUCAAGCAGAGAUUGUGUAAAUAAGAUUCAAGGUGCAUGAAAGAUGUAUAUUUGUCUUGGAUUUCAACCUUUGCUACUGCGCACUGCAGCACCAAAGGUGUAAAGCGCAUGCACCAAGCUUCCAUCAUUCCUUCCAUUUUCAUUCAACAUCCAUAUUAUUUGACUUACUGAAAAUAUCAAUGAAAGCAUCAUGUACUCUCUUCUCUGCCCCUUUAA
Molecule: messenger RNA, 838 nt
Organism: Malus domestica (apple)
Lineage: Eukaryota; Viridiplantae; Streptophyta; Magnoliopsida; Rosales; Rosaceae
Product: autophagy-related protein 8C-like
Biological process (GO): cellular response to nitrogen starvation
Source: RefSeq, a predicted model, not a curated record